This is a messenger RNA of Prorocentrum cordatum, 1570 nucleotides long. The record is from the annotation of a GenBank genome assembly. NCBI's taxonomy places the organism in Eukaryota, Dinophyceae, Prorocentrales, Prorocentraceae.
UUAUGUUUGUGAAGUUUUUGGUCCCUCUAACUUCGGACCCACUGGCCGCCUCGAACAUCGGCCCCCUCAUCGCCCCGGGCCUAGGCGCACCAUAAGGCCCAGGAGCGUGCCUUUGCGCUAUCGUUGCCUGUCGCCGAUCUAUCGGCGAUGCGUCGCCGACUCCAGGUCAACUUUCGUCCCCCCCCUCCUGAGCCAGUCCCCACCUUCGUUCCCCCGCAUGUGCCGCUGAGCGUGCCGCAGGUACGGGCACUCCGUUGAAGCGCGCGUGAGGUACGACUUCGAUCGUGUUGCUCGCGCGGGCUCUGCAGCAUCCCGAUGUCCGUGGUCAGGCUCGAGGAGGAUGACCUGGACGACGAGGACAGGGCGAUUUUGGCCGAGGUGCGGAAGAAGGGCUACUACCACGGCAGGCCGAAGAGCGAGGCGUGCGCCAUGCCCGCGAAGAUCGAGGUCGCGGCGGCGCCAUCCCAUGCAGCGGGCUCGCAGAAGGCGCAGAGCCGCGCGCGCUUCGAUGACUUCCAGGCAAAGUGGGACCGCUUCGACAACGACGCCUACCUGGGGCAGCUAGAGGCCGCGACGGAGGCCGCAGCGGAGGCCGCGGCGCCCUCCCGGUCCACGCCCUCGGCGGCCAGCGGCGGCGGCCGCGGGCGGCCGCAGCGGCCGCUGGCAACUCAGCCGGCCGCGGAGUUCAAGCUGCUCGUGCUCGGGGACGGGGGCGUGGGGAAGACGGCCCUGGUGCGGAGGCACACGACGGGCGAGUUCGUGGCCAGGUGGUGCCCAACUGGUGCCGCGGAGGUGAGCGCCUUGCGCUUCUGGACGUCCUGUGGCGAGGUCCGGCUGAACGCCUGGGACCUGGGCUGCGCUGCCGCCAGCAAGACUGCGGCAACGCAGCCUUGCUGGCGGCAAGGCUGUGUUCGUGAGCGUGACCUCUCGCAGGGCGAGUGCGCCAUCAUCAUGUUCGACACGAUGUCGCGCCAAUCUUACAAGAGCCUUCCCUCCUGGCACCGCGAGGUCUCACGCGCGUGCGGCCCCGUCCCCACUGCCGUGGUCGGCAACAAGGCGGACGCGAGAGAGCGCCACAUGAAGCCCGAGGAUGUCACCUUCCCCAAGAGCCGCGGGCUGCCGCUCUUCAGCAUGAGCGUCCGCACUGGGCUCAACGUGGAAAGGCCCUUCCUCUGGCUCCUGCGCCGCCUGACUGGCCAGUCGGAAUCCUGCAAAGGGCGUGUGUGCCCCAGGGUGUGUGUAUGUGAGAGUUCGAUCGUUUUUUUUCCACCGAACCGCCUAGAACAGAUGCCCCUCAGCCGCCAGCAGCUCCCGGUAGCUGCCGAUAGGCACCAAGCUUUUUUUGCGGAUGUGCUUAAACCCUGUGUCUUCACAGGUUUGGGUUCUCCGAUGAGCGAAAAACGCAUGAAAAUAUAUGCUUUCGCAGCUUUUUGUUCCCAGGUUUUCUUAGGAUGUCCUUGGCGUUUUUUGUUUUGUUGCAUUUCUCGUUUUUUUUUCGCGCGCCUGCCCCAGGCGACGGGCGGGCUGACGCGUCGCCAGCCGCCAGCAGGCGAAAAUGCAAAACAUACGA